AUGUCUCACUUUGCAACACCUUUUAUUGUCGCCAACUUGGGAUGUGAAAUGGUAUUUGUUAUAGAACAAAGGUUGAAAGCCCAAAAUAUUGGAUUGGACAAAUCGGACAGAGUACUCACUGAUGUGGUGACAGUCCUCUUGCACCCAAAGCUUCUGGACGAGCUAUUUAUACCGCAGCCGGUCGCAGCGCACGCAGUCAUCAAGCAACUGAUCCAAGAUAUAUCAGCUACGUCAAUUAUGAAACUCGACGACUACUCAAUGAGCAAGCUUUGGGAUCUAAUGACCAUGAUAUUCAAAUGGCAAUUAGCUGUGGCCACAACACAAAACAUCUUUGACAUUACCCGGCGACAUCUAAAAAGUGUAGCCACAUUGAUGCCUCAAUAUUUCCCAAAAUACAUUAUUGAACAAGCGAUGAGACGAUUUGAAAAUUUGGCACAACGCUUCACGGACGACGACUAUAAAUGCCUUAAUAACACCAUGAUACUGUGGUUCUCAGAAUAUCACACAAAAAUUUCUGUACUCUUGAGACUUGGUCUACAAAAUAAGGAUGGCACGUUUUGCUUACCGGCAACCAUUCCGCCAAACAUUUUGAAAAAUUUAGGAGAAAAUAUUUAUAAAUAUGAUAAUAAGAAAAAUCCAAUCGAUAAAUAUGAGAGUUCUUGUGCCGACAGCAGUGAAAUAAAUUGCCUUUUAGCGUCCAUAGAAAAUAUAGUAACAAAAAGUAAAAUUCAAUUACAAUUGCCUAUCGAGUUCGGAAAAAGCGACUCAAAGAAGAAAACCUUAGAUAUAGCAAAAGACAUUCAUUUCGAAAGUAUUGAUACUAAUGUAAAGACUAAAAACCAGGAUCUUACAUUUAUUCCAAACAUUCCGAAAUCAACUCAAGAGGAUCUCUUAGAAAUGUUAGAUGAUAUCAAUUUGUAAUUAUGCUUAGUAUAAAACUCAUGCCUCGUUUUAAAAUACGGAAAACACAGGAUUUCAUAUUUUUGUGGCAACACUAAAAAUAAUUUGUCGUCAUUUCAAACAACCAUAGUCUAUGGUGGGGUAUUUCUUCGAACACUUAUCUAGCGUAUUGCGAUAAUAGCGAGGCACAGCAUGACGCGCGGGUCCCUAAUGUUCAUAGAUCCAUAAAUUAUUUCUUAGAAUGUAAUCAACAAAACUACUGUACCUACUUAGUUUAAAUAAACAGUAUGUACAUAUUAAGGGGUUUUUAAUAUUUUUUCUGUUAGAAUUCCCUAAGAAAAUACAAUCCUUGCGAUUUACGAUAUUUAUGUACUAACUAAAUUAAUGAGCCCAAAAAUGAAUUUUAUAUUUUUAAAAUAUUUAACUAAGUAUAUAUAACUUAUGUAGGUGCUUACAUAAGGCCAAGCUUUUGUCCCCGAAGGGACUGGCAUAGAUAUUUCAACGUUCUAUUUUUAAGUUAAUCAUAUUUUUUUUUUAAAUAAGUAAUUUGCUCGAUUUGUAGGAGAAUCGAACCCAAAACCUUGUCGAUUUCUAAAGUUGAUACUAGCUAGUUCUCCCAGCAAUAUAUUGCACAUGAACUUCCAGAUGAGUGUACAAAUUACAGUAACGGCUUGAAGAUAGAUUUAAAUUAGCAAUAAAACUUGCAGAAGUUGACUUCCGCAAGCGACAUUUGCCCUGUAAACAAUCACUGCAAGGUGACUUGUAUGUAAUGACUAAAUAUUGCCGCUAGUGUAAAUGCAUCUGCAAGGACUUGCUAGUCUAAACUUGGCUUUACGUUGUAAUAUCUAAUUACCAAGGAAGCGAAGUCAGCGGGUUACAACUUACAAUGUCUCCUUGUAAUCGAGAAUUACCGUCUUUGAAAGAUAAAAAUAUCGUUUUCUAGACAAAAUAACAUUGAAUGAGUUAUUUCUUUUUUUUUAUUGCUAUCAAUUAUCAAAGGCAGACAAGGAAGAUCAAUAUAACGAGGGGCGUAAAAAAAACGUUCCCCAAAUUUGUAAUUCGGGUUAUACUAUAAUUGGGGAGUUCCGGUAACUAUAUGCACGGUAAUAUGGUGAAAUCAUCAUCAUCAUCUCAGCCACAGGAAGUCCACUGCUGAACAUAGGCCUCCCCCAAGGAUCUCCAC
Manduca sexta (tobacco hornworm) is the source of this 2083-nucleotide messenger RNA. It is a transcript of the gene OSCP1, whose product is annotated as protein OSCP1. The record is from RefSeq and is a predicted model, not a curated record. Bases 1 to 921 code for a protein of 306 amino acids. The transcript is spliced from 2 exons. Lineage: Eukaryota; Metazoa; Arthropoda; Insecta; Lepidoptera; Sphingidae. Gene Ontology annotation, biological process: transport. Gene Ontology annotation, cellular component: plasma membrane; cytoplasm.